Colletotrichum gloeosporioides is the source of this 1323-nucleotide messenger RNA. RefSeq names its product Ras-related protein Rab-6A. Gene Ontology annotation, biological process: inositol phosphoceramide metabolic process. The record is from RefSeq and is a predicted model, not a curated record. Lineage: Eukaryota; Fungi; Ascomycota; Sordariomycetes; Glomerellales; Glomerellaceae. Gene Ontology annotation, cellular component: inositol phosphoceramide synthase complex; Golgi membrane. Gene Ontology annotation, molecular function: GTP binding; inositol phosphoceramide synthase regulator activity; GTPase activity. Bases 1 to 1323 code for a protein of 440 amino acids. The transcript has 7 exons.
AUGGCGUCCGGCGCAGGCGGGUCUUACAACAACCCACUCAAGAAGUUCAAGCUUGUCUUCUUGGGCGAGCAGAGUGUUGGCAAAACCUCACUAAUCACCCGGUUCAUGUACGACUCCUUCGACAACAUGUACCAAGCGACCAUUGGCAUCGACUUCCUUUCCAAGGCAAGAUUCCCCACGACAUCAGGUCUGAUUCCCUCGUACAUUCGCGAUUCCAGCGUGGCGGUUGUGGUCUACGACAUUUCAAAUGCGAAAUCCUUCCAGAACACCAAGAAGUGGAUCGACGAUGUGCGCGCCGAGCGAGGAAACGACGUCAUCAUUGUGCUCGUGGGCAACAAGACGGAUUUGAACGACAAGAGAGAGGUCACGACGCAGCAGGGAGAGGAGGAGGCCAAGAAGAACAACCUCAUGUUCGUGGAGACUAGCGCGAAGCUGGGCCACAACGUCAAGACGCUGUUCAAGAGAAUAGCGCAGGCGUUGCCCGGCAUGGAGGGCACAGAUGCUGCUCAGCAGGCUUCAAGCCAAAUGAUUGAUGUGAAGACGACCCCUGCCGCAUCCUCGCAAGAGGGAUGCGCUCACGCGACACAGACGUUCCUGGGCUGCAUCAGCCUGCAAACCGGCACCGAGAUCAUCUCGCUGAUCCUGCUCUUCAACCGCCUCACCGGCCUGUAUGGCCUCCUCGCGAUACUCACCGGCUACGAGAUCUCCGCGACGCAGCUGUCGAUGUACCUUUACUCGCUGGGCGUCGUCGUCUGCCUGGCCAUGUUCCUGCCUCACAUCCGCAGGAACAGCCCCUUUGAGGCGCUCGGGCUCGCGUGGCUGUACAUCAUCGACACGAUCCUCAACAUCGCGUACACGACCUUCUUCGCCGUCGGCUGGUACCUCCACAGCACCGCCCUUGACAAGCACCCGGGCAGCGCGGGCGUGCCGGCCGCCGCGGAGAUCGCGGAGGAGGCGCUGGCGAACGGCGCGCCUGUCGUUCCGGACGUGCCCAAGACGACGAAGCACAUCGGACCGCAGGAGUCGUGGAUGAGCCUGGGGCUGAUUAUCACCGUGACGCUGAUGAGGGUCUACUUUGCGGUCGUCGUCAUGUCGUUUGCGCAGAGCGUGCUGCAGCGGUUCACUGAGAUGGGCUGGGAAGAGGAGGGACGCAAGAAAGGCCCCGACGGACCGUUCACCCCCGGCGAGCCCGACGGUGAAGGCUACCGUGGUCGCAUCGGCAGAGUGAUGCUUGCCCUGGGACGCAGCUACUGGCUUGACGAGAAGGCGCAGGAGGAGUGGGCGAGUGCGAUGAGCUCCAAGUUUAGGCACGCAGGUGCUUAA